UAAGGUUUCUAUGCUUCUCCGAAUCAAAACAUCUGAACUGUUGAAAUCGCAAUUCCUACCGACAUCAUCAAAGAUCUCCAACAUUACGAACUUUCUUCAAGUUUUCAUAUACCCUAGAAACCCUUCGGACCUCAGAAACUAAUAUACAUAUAUCCCAAAUAAAGUCUUAACCAUGGUUAGUCUCCUUUCCAAGAAAGCUGGACUUCAACAACCCCGCGGUCUCCAGUACUCGGCUUGGAGCUGGGAAGUUGGUAGCUUCCAGUUGGAGAGAGGAUAUAGUGUUGGAGGAAGAUGAGGUCGCAACUAACAUGCGCAUUCACAUAGGCUGAUUCUCUAACUGAAGAGCAAGUCUCUGAGUUCAAGGAGGCCUUCUCCCUCUUUGUGAGUUCAUCUCCCUAACUUUUACAAUCUCAGCCCUAUGGACACUUGGCAGGGUAUAUUUGAAGAUAUGGUAGCUGAUAAUUUAUGACUUUAUAGGACAAGAAUGGUGAUGGUUAGUAAUUUCAGAUUAUACUUUCCAUGUCCUAGAUCGACUCUCCUCCUUUAUCUACAUGCUAGACAUCUUGACCGACACCGCCCCUAUCUCGAGCAAUUGUUCCAACAAGGAGGCAAUAACACGAUUGAGCAUGAUAACACAGGACAGGGCUGAUAUAUAAAUUCAUAGGACAAAUUACCAGCAAGGAGUUGGGUACCGUUAUGCGAUCCCUUGGACAAAACCCUUCCGAGUCUGAGUUGCAAGACAUGAUCAAUGAGGUCGAUGCCGAUAACAACGGAACCAUUGAUUUCCCAGGUACGGCGAAGCAUAAUAUAGUUUAUGACUCACAAAGCUGACGGGAUCAGAAUUCCUCACUAUGAUGGCAAGAAAGAUGAAGGAUACCGACUCUGAGGAGGAGAUUCGUGAAGCAUUCAAGGUUAGUGUUUCAUGGGUUAUUAACUAUCGCAAAGGCUGAUAUUUUGUUUAUAUAGGUUUUCGAUCGUGACAACAAUGGUUUUAUCUCUGCUGCUGAACUUCGUCAUGUCAUGACUUCCAUUGGAGAGAAGUUGACUGAUGAUGAGGUCGAUGAGAUGAUCAGAGAGGCUGAUCAAGACGGUGAUGGAAGAAUCGAUUGUAUGAACAACUUCGCCAAUGCCUCAUUCCAAGUGUAUAUGCUAAUGAUUAUUUACAGACAACGAAUUCGUCCAGUUGAUGAUGCAAAAGUGAUGGAGCUUGCUUUUUUCGCGUGAUCUUUUAUUGCUGGGAGGGAGAAUAGUCGGCGUACACAUCACGGGUCUUUUGGACAGUCAAAAUUCUCGUGGGCGCACGACUGGACUGGUUGACAUUCAGUAGAGCGUUGCAGUUUUUGGUGACGUUGAUGAUCAAUGAUAACCCAUCAGACAUAUUAUUGUCUAGUUUAAUACCCUUUACCAGAGGUUUUAUC
This is a messenger RNA of Sclerotinia trifoliorum, 1418 nucleotides long. Lineage: Eukaryota; Fungi; Ascomycota; Leotiomycetes; Helotiales; Sclerotiniaceae. The record is from the annotation of a GenBank genome assembly.